UGUGCCAAGUGCCAGUGGACUUUGCCAUCGGCAGCCACAGCCGCGUAACCAGGGGAUAUUCUUCAAUUCAACAAAAUCAAUAUGAGUGCGUGAAGAUAAAUUUUUACCAUCUGGAUUUGUCAGACCAAGACAUUUUUAAAACUUGUGAGAGAAGUAAAAAAGGAUAUUCAUUGGUCAUAAUGAAGGUUGUCGCAUUAAUUAGUGGUGGAAAGGAUUCUUCCUUCAAUAUGAUGCAGUGUGUUGCUGCAGGACAUGAAAUAGUAGCACUGGCAAAUUUAUAUCCUGUUGGGAAAGAUGAGUUGGACUCAUACAUGUUCCAAACAGUUGGUCAUCAGGGAAUACAGUUUAUUGGAGAAGCAAUGGGUUUACCUUUGUAUCGAGAGCCAACUUUCGGAAGAUCAAAAAUGCAAGCAAAGCAUUACUUGCCUACUGCAGAUGACGAAGUCGAAGAUUUAUACAGAUUAUUAAAAAAAGUCAAGGACAGAGAGGAUAUUCAGGCAGUGGCUUCUGGUGCUAUUUUCAGUGAUUAUCAACGGAUAAGAGUAGAAAAUGUGUGUAGUCGUUUAGGUUUAUUAUCAUUGUCAUAUUUAUGGAGGCGAGAUCAAGAAGAACUAUUAAAGGAAAUGGUAGAAUGUUCUGUUAAUGCUGUUAUCAUAAAAGUUGCAUCAUUAGGUUUAGAAGCAAGACAUUUAGGAAAAUCUAUCUCUGAAAUGCAAUCACAUCUCGCCAAAAUGAAAGAAAAAUAUGGUCUAAAUGUAUGUGGAGAAGGAGGAGAAUAUGAAACGUUUACUUUGGAUUGUCCUUUGUACAUUAAAAGUAUUGUAAUAGACGAAUAUGAAAGUGUGGUGCACUCAAAUGACGAUAUUGCACCAGUUGGGUACCUGAAUUUCAAGAAGAUGCACUUACAAAGUAAAAAUAGUGGUAUAGAAAAUAUGUCACUACAAGAAAGACUGAAUAAUGUGGCGGUGAAAACUCCAUUUGAUUACAUUUCUGAAAUAGUUGGACCAGAUUUACAAGAUGGUUGUAAUUUAUCUGAAGAUGACAAUGAUGAACAGGAGAAGGAUAACAAAGACUCACAAACGUCAAACACAUGUCAACUUAGUCCGUCAAGUCUUACAGAAAUAAUAUGCGAAACUAAAGAGUACCCUGAUGUUCCAAGUACUAAUAAAAAUCAAACUGGCUGGUACUGGUUUGGUAGCAUUGUUGGGAAAAAUCCUGAUGCUAAGCUUGCAAUGUCGGAAGCGUUAGAUAGUUUAACAGAUCUAGUCGAAAAAGAAAAUUUAGAAAUAACAGAUCUUGUUGCUGUGACGAUGUUUUUAAAAGAUUUAUCGAGUUACGCGGAAAUAAACGAAGUUUAUGUAUCGAAGCUUGCAAAAGUUAAUCCUCCAGUGAGGGUGUGUACAGAGAUUCCUAUUAAUUUUCACGUAGUUUUGGAUGCACUUGCGUAUAAAAAAGUCGAAGAAGAUGAGACAAGUGAUAAAGUUGUUCAUAAACGACAUACGAUGCAUGUUCAAAGUAUAAGUAAUUGGGCGCCUGCCAAUAUCGGACCUUAUUCACAAGCUAUUCGAGUAGGCGAUAUAAUUUCAGUGGCCGGUCAAAUCCCUUUGGUACCAGGUACUAUGUCGAUCUUGGAUUCGGACAUAAAGCGUCAGUGCCGUUUAACGCUAAGACACGUGAAUCGUAUCGUCAAGGCAAUGGACUCAAACACUGAGCUGAGGCACAUCGUUCAAGGCAUCUGCUUCCUGACCCACCCAAGCUACAUCCCCGCUGCGCGUAAGGAGUGGGAAAAACGCACGAACAACGCCAUCGUCGACUAUGUGGUGGUGUCGAACCUCCCACGCGGUGCCCAGGUCGAGUGGUGUGUCUGGGCACAUCGCGACAACAAUAGAUUCGAAUAUGAGGAAACAGGCAAGUGUGUCGGCAACUUCAAGGUCGCCAUCCGGCGGAGAUGGAACUAUGAAAACAAUGUCUCGGCAAUAGUGUGCUACCUGUCUACCAGCUCGUCCAAUUCAACGGGUAACUUGACAUCUGAGACGAGCAGCAUCUCGUCGGUCGAGCUGACGUUGGCUGAGCUCGUAGAGGCGUUCGAAUACUUCGUGUGCAAAUUGACCAAGGGCUCGCAGGUGGAAAAUCCGCCGUGCAAUCUGAGGAUCUUCUACAGGGUAGGCAGUUUACCGGAUCUGAAUUUAAUUCAGCAAGCGCUCCAACAAAUGGUCGGUCGCAAUCUUGUCACGACUAUCAUACCCACGCGGCACUUGCACAACUUUAGCACCUUCCUCUCAGUCUGCGGCAUCAGACACGAAUAG
Messenger RNA from Phymastichus coffea, 2306 nucleotides. RefSeq lists its product as uncharacterized. Gene Ontology annotation, biological process: protein histidyl modification to diphthamide. Lineage: Eukaryota; Metazoa; Arthropoda; Insecta; Hymenoptera; Eulophidae. Gene Ontology annotation, molecular function: diphthine-ammonia ligase activity. Bases 180 to 2306 code for a protein of 708 amino acids. The transcript is spliced from 13 exons. The record is from RefSeq and is a predicted model, not a curated record.